This is a messenger RNA of Sphenostylis stenocarpa, 1785 nucleotides long. The record is from the annotation of a GenBank genome assembly. NCBI's taxonomy places the organism in Eukaryota, Viridiplantae, Streptophyta, Magnoliopsida, Fabales, Fabaceae.
AUGGGGGUUUGCACAUCGAAGCCGCAGAAGCCGAACCCUUACGCGCUUCGCGAAGCCGAAGCCGACCCUUCGCGAAUUCCGAAAACCCCACUUAGUCCCACCGCCGAGAACCACCGCCGGAAAGAUGACGUCACCGCCGGGAAACAGUCCCCGUUCUACAGCCCCAGCCCCGCGCGCUUCCUGAAGAAGUCUCCGGCGCCGGAGGGAGGGAGCAGGAGCGCGACAUCCACGCCGAGGAGGUUCUUCCGGCGGCCGUUCCCUCCGCCCUCGCCGGCGAAGCACAUAAGGGCGGUGCUGGCGCGGCGGCAGGGGAAGAAGGCGGCGGCGGCGGCGAUACCGGAGGAGGGGGAGGAUGGCGGUGGAAGUGCAGCGGAUUUAGAUAAGAGGUUUGGGUUCUCUAAGGAGUUCACUAGUAGGUUGGAAGUUGGUGAAGAAGUGGGUCGAGGGCAUUUUGGGUAUACUUGUUCUGCUACCUUCAAGAAGGGUGAGCUUAAGGGUCAACAAGUGGCUGUUAAGGUCAUACCAAAAGCAAAGAUGACAACAGCAAUUGCUAUUGAAGAUGUGAGAAGGGAAGUAAAAAUAUUGCGAGCUUUGAACGGACACAGCAAUUUGAUACAGUUCUAUGAUGCAUUUGAAGACCAAGAUAAUGUCUACAUUGUAAUGGAGUUAUGUGAAGGGGGGGAACUCUUAGAUAUGAUAUUAUCAAGAGGAGGGAAAUACUCAGAAGAUGAUGCAAAGGCUGUGAUGGCGCAGAUACUAAAUGUUGUUGCAUUUUGUCAUCUUCAGGGUGUGGUGCACCGAGAUCUUAAACCAGAGAAUUUUUUGUACACUAAAAAGGAUGAAAGUUCUGAGUUGAAAGCUAUAGACUUUGGGUUAUCAGAUUUUGUCAGACCAGAUGAAAGGCUUAAUGAUAUUGUUGGAAGUGCAUACUAUGUGGCCCCUGAAGUUCUCCAUAGAUCUUAUAGCACAGAGGCUGAUGUGUGGAGUAUAGGCGUGAUAGCAUAUAUUCUUUUAUGUGGUAGUCGCCCAUUUUGGGCUCGGACUGAAUCUGGUAUUUUUAGGGCAGUUCUGAAGGCUGAUCCUAGCUUUGAUGAAACACCGUGGCCCUCUUUGUCCUCAGAAGCAAAGGAUUUUGUCAAACGCUUAUUGAAUAAGGACCCACGGAAGCGAAUAUCUGCUGCUCAGGCUCUAAGUCAUCCUUGGAUACGGCAUCACAAUAACGUAAAAGUUCCACUUGAUAUUUUAAUAUUUAAGCUCAUGAAGACAUAUAUGAGAUCAUCAUCCUUACGCAAGGCUGCCUUAAGGGCCUUGUCAAAAACAUUGACUGCAGAUGAACUAUCUUAUCUGAGGGAGCAAUUUUCACUGCUAGAACCAAGCAAAAAUGGCAGCAUAUCUUUAGAGAAUGUUAACAAGACCUUGAUGAAAUACGCAACAGAUGCCAUGAAAGAGUCUCGCAUCCCUGACUUUCUUACUUCGCUGAAUUCUCUACAAUAUAGAAGGAUGGAUUUUGAAGAGUUCUGUGCAGCUGCAUUAAGUGUGCAUCAACUUGAAGCUCUUGAUCGUUGGGAACAACAUGCCCGCUGUGCCUAUGAGCUUUUUGAUAAAGAUGGAAACAGGGCUAUUGUCAUUGAAGAGCUUGCUUCAGAACUUGGACUUGGUCCUUCUAUCCCUGUUCAUGUUGUUCUUCACGACUGGAUACGCCACACUGAUGGGAAAUUAAGCUUUCUUGGGUUUGUGAAAUUAUUACACGGUGUAUCUAGCCGAAGCCUUGCGAAGGUUCAAUAA